This is a messenger RNA of Armigeres subalbatus, 1826 nucleotides long. Its product is annotated as zinc finger protein 79-like. NCBI's taxonomy places the organism in Eukaryota, Metazoa, Arthropoda, Insecta, Diptera, Culicidae. Bases 164 to 1807 code for a protein of 547 amino acids. Gene Ontology annotation, cellular component: nucleus. Gene Ontology annotation, molecular function: zinc ion binding. The record is from RefSeq and is a predicted model, not a curated record. The transcript is spliced from 3 exons.
GUUUAAAAGAGGAUGAUUAAGCGUCAGCAAGCUCUGUGUUUACAUUCUGUGUUUAUUAUUUUGGUUUUCGCCUUAUGCGGGGCCUCCCGAUAAAAGUUUAUCAGCUUCUCUAGCAGUUCUUACAAGUUUCAAAAUUUAUUUUUUAGCAUAAACCUCGUUCGAGAUGGACGAAAUCUGUCGCCUGUGUUUGCAGCAGCUACAACCGGGCUCGUUGGUGAACCUCUUUGCGGUCAAUUUUUCCAUCCGUCCUUCGGAGAUGAUAACGAGGUGUGCAUCGGUUGAAAUUUACGAGAAAGAUGGCCUUCCGGCUGCGAUUUGCAACGAUUGUUUCUACAAGCUUGGCAUGGCGUUUGAGUUCCGAAAUCGAUGCGAAACAUCCGAUCAGAAGCUGCGGAGCUAUAUGCGCGGACAAGAAGGUCACCAACGGGCAGAGUCGCCCGCUUGUAAAGUGGCAAAGGAUGAUGAGAUUUAUGCAGCGAUGAGUGAAAUUUUCGGUGAAGAUGUACAGAUCGAGGAUAAAAGCGCAGAAGUAUUUCCGGGUCGUAAGCCUGACGACACUCCCCAUGACUCAAAAAUACAGCGAAACGUCAAGAAAGUGGAACCCAUGAAAAAGCGAGCUCAACUGGAUGAGUUAUUGGUGAAGCACAGGGCCAAGCUGAAGGAAGAAGGCAGACAGGUGAAUAUAUUCCGAGAGAAAAAGCCUUCUAAAAAGUCGAAUCAAAAAGGUGCGAAAAAAGGGACAAUUUUGAAGGAACCAGAACGCUGUCCAACGUGUGGGAAAACUUUCAACUACAGCGGAUAUUUGCAAGCACAUCAGAGGAUUCAUACUGGAGAAAAACCUUUUGCAUGCCAGGUUUGUAAUCGUCGUUUUGCCCAAUCAGGAAACUUGCAGCUACAUCUGCGAGUACACAACAACGAGCGGAGGUUCCAGUGCGAGAUCUGCAGUAAGCUCUUUAGGACUUCCAGCAACCUUCAUGCGCAUAGAAAAACUCACUCGGAGGAACGAAACUUUCUCUGCACGCUGUGUGACCGAGCCUUCCGAACAUCUCAGGAACUCAAAAAUCACUCGGAGACACACAACGUCGUCAAAAGUUACAUGUGUCAACUUUGCGAUGACCAUAAAGCCUUCCAAAAGCAGUCUUAUCUGAACAACCAUGUUAAAACCGUUCAUAUUGGCAUUAAGCGACAUCGUUGUCAGGAUUGUGGGAAGGUUUUCUCGAACAGCUCGAAUUUAAUUGCCCACCGACGAGUUCAUAGUGGUGACAGACCAUACAGUUGUAAAGAAUGUGAUGGGAAAUUUACUCAAUCUCCGGCUCUACUGAGACACAUCAAAGCAAAGCAUCGACCGAAACCGGUAGAACCUGUGAUACCGGAAACUGUGGAAGAGGUGCUGGAGCCAUCAAUCGACGUGGAUGAGAAUGCUUCUCUAGAUAGUACCGCUAGCUCCGAAUUGUCCGUUACUACAUCGCUGAUAGAGAAUCACUCUGGUUACAACCUACCGUACAUGCCAACGUACGUGCCAUCACAUCCCCAACCGGCCUUAACAGCGUCACAUCACAUACCACCUAAUCAUCACCAUUCGUCAUCACCGUCAUCCAUGCAGAUGCCACCGGCCGGCACAUCGGGCAAUCUCUAUACCUCGGACCUCUAUCAAUAUCCCUCGAAUUCUGCCAUCCCAGCGCAUCACUACCAGCAGCAACAUUUGGACGUUGGUGGAAGCUAUGAUAUGUGUUACACUAUGCCUACUCCUUCCGUGCUGAAUCCAAGCCUGAUGAAUCCACAACCGACGUAUAUUUUUGAUCAAUAAAAUACGGAUUCGAUUUACA